Molecule: messenger RNA, 1553 nt
Organism: Hyla sarda
Lineage: Eukaryota; Metazoa; Chordata; Amphibia; Anura; Hylidae
Gene: TAGLN
Product: transgelin
Exons: 5
Coding region: 320-928 (202 amino acids)
Molecular function (GO): protein binding
Source: RefSeq, a predicted model, not a curated record
AGUCAACAGUCAAGUCUCAAGCUCGAUACUGCGAAUCAAGGGCAUGACGCAAUUAUAGAUAAUUAUUUUUUUUUUAAAUGAUUGAGUCAGCAAAAACUCCUCCCGCAGUUGAGCAAAUGACUUCAAUAUCAGCCCAUCAUACAGCUGGGAGAGAUACAAAACCCCAUGAGUGACCCAAAGGGAGACAUCAGGUAGCAUACGCAAUUCGGACAGGCUAGGAUUAUGCCACAGACGAGAAUAUGUGACAAACAUAGGAUAGUGCAAAAGGGUCCUAAAUUUCAUCCACACCUUACGGAUAAGUACAAAGGUCUUAGCAGCCAUGGCCAAUAAAGGUCCAGCCUAUGGUAUGAGCCGCGAUGUCCAGUCUCGCAUAGAGAAGAAGUAUGAUGAAGAGCUGGAGCCCCGCUUAAUCCAAUGGAUAAAGAUGCAGUGUGGAUCAGAUGUGGGAGCACCUGAGGAGCAAGGAAGAUAUGGAUUCCAGCAGUGGUUAAAGAAUGGAGUGAUCCUUUCCAAACUGAUAAACAGCCUGUAUCCCAGAGGAUCACAGCCCGUGAAGAUCCCUGAUCCCCCUCCCAGUAUGGUCUUCAAGCAGAUGGAGCAGGUGGCACAGUUUCUAAAAGCAGCGGAGGAGUACGGAGUGGUGAAAACAGACGUCUUCCAAACUGUAGACCUGUACGAAGGAAAAGAUCUGGCUGCCGUACAGAGGACAAUAGUAGCUCUUGGGAGUAUCGCAGUUACAAAAAAUGACGGCCAAUACCAAGGAGACCCAUCCUGGUUCAUGAAGAAAGCCCAGGAGCACAAGCGGGACUUCUCCGAUGAUAAACUGAAGCAAGGAAAGAAUGUGAUCGGUUUGCAGAUGGGCAGCAACCAGGGGGCUUCCCAGUCUGGCAUGACAGGGUAUGGCCGCCCAAGACAGAUUAUCAGUUAAAUCCAAGUUAUGAAGGGUUAACCUCUUCACUCCUGAAAGAGUCCUUGAGUAAUACACAGCAGUGUAAGGUUAUAACAAAACACAUUUUCUGCAUUCUGAGCACCUUGGAUGUGAUGCUUAGUUACAGCCCAUUAAAUUCCAACUAUAUGGAUGAAAAACCUAUCACUUCCAAGUUGUCAUCUCUUUUAUUCAAUGAUGUCUCACACAUAGCCAACUGUACGGUAUUACUGAAAACAGUGUGCACCUAUAGAUCAUGUAAGGUUAGUAGUGACUGACUAGGUCUGUAAACACUUCUGACCCCCACACUGGGCUGAAUUUACACAUAUCCAGUAUAAGUAGAAAUCCAUACCUUCAGCACCCCCUGACCUGUAUGUCAAGGUGCAUGUAUUAGAGACAUAAUUCAGGUGCAUCCGAAAUCUCAGUUUUUGUUACCUGUAUCUUUGUUGUCCUUCCAAAAGAUUUUUUUUUUACAAGUCGUACAAUCCACCACUCGGUCGUUCAUUCUGCAUAGUAUUCUACUUUCUGCCCCAUAGCACUAGACUAAACACCACUAUACAGCAGUAAAGAGGUUAAUCUGCACAAGUCUUAUCAAGGAAAUUCUCAAAUAAACCAGUGUUUAUUAAAA